AUGCAAGGAUCAACGGCGUCGAGGCAGUCGCCGGGCUCGCCUUGGAACACGGGCUUUCGUCCUGCCCAGCACGCCGAUGUCUCGUACACUCCAGCAGGCCCCCCAAUGCAGUCGUCGCCUUUUCUCUUUCCAGGAUACGCCCUAGAUGGCUCGACCACGAGCCCCAACUAUUUCGGCAUUGUCGUCGACAACUCCAGCAACCCACCGGGCUCAAAUCCGGGGCCGCACACCAAAAUGAACUGGGACGCCCUCGCCCAGGCGUCCUCUUCUCUUCCUAGCCCCGUGCCGCAGGCUGUUUCGCCAAAUCCGAUCCAGUUGCGCCUCUUCCAGCUGGCCGGGUCGAAUAACCAUGCCGCCACAGAGAGCACCCAUCACCUCACCCCUCACCAGCCCACGCCGUAUAUGGAUACUUCCACAGGUCCUGCUACACGAACAGAGGACGGCUUCUUUUCCUUGGCCCACAAAGAGGGCCCCCAGGAGAUUCCCACCCAAAAGAACGAGAUCGCUGCUGUCGGUGAUUCGUACUUUGCCAAAAGCAGGGCGGAAUUCAAUAGAAAGACUUCAUCUUCAUUUCGUCUCCCAAGGACAGAUUCUCCAGACACUAUCAAUUUGGACUCGGAACCCAGCAGUCAAUCGGCAAACGUCUUCCAUGGAAAAUCCAACUUGUCUUUGCCGGUAGAAUCGUCUCAUGCCUCAUCCGUCGAUGACGACUCGAGACGGGCAGAUACUCUCCCGGUCUCUCGCGGACAGGAUACCCCCAGCUUCAUCUCAGCAGAUUUGUGUGCUGAGCUAAUCCAGACAGCCUCCGACAAAAUCCUUCUUUUCGACGUGCGGCCAUUCCCUCAAUUUUCACACUCAAACAUCAUUGAUUCGUUGAAUUUGUGUAUUCCGACUACCCUUCUGAAGAGACCUUCUUUCAAUACCAACAAGCUCAAGGACACCUUCGCCAGCGAUGCCGAGAAACGCAAAUUCUCCCUGUGGAAAAGCAGUGUUUAUAUCAUCGUUUACGACUCAAACACUGAUAAUCCGCGAGACACCAUGCCGCUCAUUAACGUUGUCAAGAAAUUUAGAUCAGAAGGCUGGCGUGGUGACGCCCGAAUAUUACGUGGAGGGUUCGUGAAUUUUGCCAGACGCUUCCCACAUCUUGUCCGAGAUCAGCGGCAAAACAAAGGGACAAUUUCAGCCAAACAACCUCGGUCGAUGAGUCUAAGCCUACCAUCAGUUGCUCCUGUAGCUGGCGGCUGCUCGUUGCCGAAUAUGUCAGCGGCCAACCCUUUCUUUAGUAAUAUUCGCCAGAACAUGGACUUGGUUGGUGGUGUCGGUCAGGUGGCCAUCAAACUUCCAGAUACGCUGACGCCUGCUGGAAACAAAUCACUUCCCAUGUGGCUACGCAAAGCAUCAGCUUCUGAAGACAAAGGACACGACGUAUCACAAAAGUUCCUCAAGAUAGAGGAACGAGAAUUACACCGUAUGCGAGAGGCAUUAGCCUCAAAUGCCAACUAUGAUGAACAAUCCUCGGCCGGAUUCCGUGUUGCUGGAAUUGAAAAAGGCUCUAAGAAUCGCUACAACGACAUUUAUCCAUUUGAGCAUUCCCGAGUUCGGCUUCAAGACGUUCAUCCAGGCGACUGCGACUAUAUUAAUGCAAGUCAUGUCAAAGCUGAGCUCUCUAACAAGCGUUACAUUGCGACCCAGGCGCCUGUUCCGGCAACAUUCGAGGAUUUCUGGCGCAUCAUUUGGGAGCAAAAUGUUCGAGUCGUUGUGGCUCUGACGGCAGAAGUAGAGCGGGGCCAGGUCAAAUGCCAUCCCUACUGGAAGCCGGGAGACUACGGCCCUUUUAAAGUCAAGGUACUGGGCGAAAAGCGCGUGUUUAUGGAUUCGAAAAGCAACGGAAGCCCUCCCGGCUCACGAGACGACUCGUUGGAGCGAAGCCCAUCCCCCAGUCCAAAGGCAGAUACAGAAGAGCCACGUCCAGCAAGCGAAGAAUCUCCUUUUAUAAUGGUGCGACAUUUCGCCCUCUUGCACUCUUCAUAUCCCUUUCAGCCGAUACGAGAGGUUUCCCAACUUCAGUACUCGUACUGGCCAGAUUUCGGAACGACGUCGCAGCCAACUCAUUUGCUCAAAAUAGUUGAGCAAUGCAACAAAAUCACAAGAAAGAAUAGCGGUUUGAACCUGAAUAUCGACGAUGCUGAACCUCCUGGGCAGCAACCUGUCCUAGUUCACUGCAGCGCUGGAUGUGGACGCACCGGUACGUUUUGCACAGUCGACAGCGUGUUGGACACGCUGAAACAGCGACGACAGCAACAGAACCAACUGGACGAUGCGGUCGAUAUUAUUGCGAAAACCGUCGAGGAUUUCCGAAAGCAGCGUCCAAGUAUGAUACAGAAUCUUAGCCAGUUUGUCCUAUGCUACGAGAGCGUUUUAGAAUGGAUGGUUGCACGGACUGGAGCUACGGGGAGCUCAUGA
Molecule: messenger RNA, 2463 nt
Organism: Talaromyces rugulosus
Lineage: Eukaryota; Fungi; Ascomycota; Eurotiomycetes; Eurotiales; Trichocomaceae
Exons: 2
Coding region: 1-2463 (820 amino acids)
Biological process (GO): protein dephosphorylation
Molecular function (GO): protein tyrosine phosphatase activity
Source: RefSeq, a predicted model, not a curated record